GUCAGGAUCAUUGUCGAAGAUAAUGACAUUCAGACUGGGUUCAGGACGCCGGGGGAUGGAUGUAUCCCUGAGGGUGUGUUGCAGGUGAUCUGUCUGACUACUGUUGGAUCUCCUGCAGUGGAUACUGUGCUAACUGUCUCCGUCACUUAUGACACUGCUGGACCUGAGGGUACAGACUUCGAUCUGAUCACGCCACAAGUGACCAUCACUAGGACUAUGACUGAGCCGUGUGUGAGAUUCCAGGCCAUAGCAGACGAUCUGGGACUGGAGGGAGUGGAGAACCUCACUCUGUCUCUGAGUGGACCUCCCAAUGUACAACUGACUAACGCCUCUCUACACAUCUGCAUUCAGGACUCUGACGUUGUGAGGUUUGAGUUUUUCGCUGGAGAGGCAGAGGCAGACGAAAGUGAAAUGAUCAAUGUGACUAUCACUAGAAGUGUGGCUACAGCAGAAGAAGUGUCGUUCACUCUCACUCCCACUGAGUAUGAUGCUUCGUUUGGCCUUCCUAUUCGUCCCUUUGAUCCCAGAUCACCCAACCUUGCAAUACCCGGGGCAGACUAUGUGCCAGAUGUGAUACCGUUCACCAUACCUCCUGGAGAUGGCCCAACAAUCAUUCCAGUACCCAUUAUUGAUGAUGUCAUAGCAGAAGAUUCCGACCAAUAUUUCAUCGGAGUCCUGAGCUUCAGUGGAAAUCCAACUGGAGCAGUGCUGGGGAGAGAUGCUAUACUUUUGGGAAUCCAAGAAAACGACCAAGCAACUAUUGGAUUCCAGUUUCUCUCGAGUUCUGUUGACGAACAAGAUGUAGAUUUUACCCACAACCUCCUCGUGACUAGAGACGUAGACUCGGAGCAGAACUACUCCAUUGCUCUCCGUGGCUCACCUAUUACAGCUGAGGACGGCGACUUCUUUGUGUCUGACGACACGUUCUAUUUCCCUCCGGACGUGUCCAGUAUCAACGUGUCAGUCACCAUUCGUGGAGACACGAGAAUUGAACUGGUAGAGACAUUUGACGUAAGACUAAGUCAGAGAGGAGGUCCAAACUUUGUCGUUGACCCUCUGACCAGAUUGAUCAGUGUGGGAAUCAGAGAUAAUGAUGGAGACUACAUCUACGUACCAGCCCAGAGUACCUAUACUGUCCCUGAAGGAGAACAGAGAGAAGUCAGUUUUGUCCUGGAUAACCCACCACCUGAUGGAGUCUUUGAGUUUGACUACAAUGUCGUCCUCUCUACCACUGAUGGCACUGCCACUGGAGGCAGUGACUACAUGUCCAUAGUGGAUGAGGUGAUAGCAGCUAGUACGAUGCCCAAUGGAGUCGUGUCAGUGAAUGUGAAUGUCUUCAGUGAUGACAGAGUGGAGCUGGAGGAGACAUUCUCAGUGGUGGGGAGGGUCAUGGAGAGUGGGAUGAUCACUGACGGAAUUGGCAGGGAGUUCCCUGUGGUCUUCCAGGGCCCUCUCGAUGUCUCCAUCAUCAGUGAUGACGCUAUCACUAUUGGUUUCGAGGAUAUUGAGUACACAGUGGAAGAGGGUGGCACACUGGAGGUAGUCGUGGUGAAAUCUGCUCCGUUCGACUCUGUCAUAGAAUUCGAGGUUGCAGGGGGAAGCUUCUCUGCCGUCAGGGCUUUCCCGGAUGGAGCAUCUAGUCCCAAAUCCAUAUCAAUAUUUUUCACAAUACCUGAUGACGUCAUUGCUCUGGAACCACCGGAAACGAUAUCAUUUACACUGACAGUUCUCGACCCAAAUCCACAGAUAUCUGUCGACCCAGGCACUACCACUGUCACCAUACUCGACAAUGAUUUCGCGAUACAAGCAAGAAAUGACAGGCAGGCAGGUCAGUUCUACCAUCGGAUUAUAGAGAUUGAGCCUCACUCAGACUCCGACCCCGACACCAACUACACCGUGACUGUCCCUGAGAGGGAGGGAGAGCAAUUGUGUGAUUUAGUGGCACCAUGA
This is a messenger RNA of Geodia barretti, 1950 nucleotides long. Lineage: Eukaryota; Metazoa; Porifera; Demospongiae; Tetractinellida; Geodiidae. The record is from the annotation of a GenBank genome assembly.